AAUUUGGAAAUUGGGGUAGACGAAUGAAUCAUAUUUAAUAAUUGCUGAACUUCUCAACAACUCCCAUAAAAUGUUUAUUAAUUUGAGUGGAUAAACUUUUAUCUAGCAAAUGUGUUAGAGCUUAAAUGAUGGUCAAUGAUGAUGCCGUGCAGAUGAAAGAGCAAUGCCUGGCAUUAUUAAUGUGGCACGUGUUGGAAUUAUUUCUAAAACUCGCCUAGCCUUAUGCUAAAUAUAUAAGGUUAAUCUCCUUCUGUUUAUAAACAAUUCUUUAAUUAUGAGUUUUCCUUUCUCUCUGUCUUUCUCUUGCAUUGAACUUUAAAGCUACCACAAUCUAUAGCUAGCUAUAUCCGUAAGGUUUCAAGCCUUUUUAGUUUGCAGACGUAGAAUAAGCAAGUGACAAACUACAUGGAAUUAAAGCCUAAUGUUACAUGCAGUAUAGCUAGCUAGGUAAAAAGCCUGAGCGUGAUUUUUUCUAAAAAUAGUAAAAAAUAAAGAAAUAGUAAAAAUUAUGUUUUCAUCCUGAUGGCAUAUGUUCAUUUGGAUGGCCCAGAAAAGCCAUGCUUCGAGAAAACCCUGACAAGGGAUCUCUGUCAUGAUGUAAUCGAGCAGUUAUGUCUCAUGUUAAAUCCCAUACUGCAAACAAAAGAUUACAGAUCUUUAGCCGGAAAAAUGGGCAUGAAUUUCUGGUUUGUCAAAAAUUUAGAUAGAAAAGAGAACCCUACUGAGGAAUUACUCCAAAACUGGCUGUCUGGUGAAGGUUCAAAAUUUGUGACAGAUUUGAUUGAUCUUUUAAAGCAGAUUAAACGUUAUGAUGCAGUUAAUCUACUCCAAGAACAUGAGUACACAGUUAAACAGAGAUUGCAGAGGCCAGCAUCUACAAUGUCUGGCAGUUCCACAAAAGAACCAUGUGAGAACGAAUCUUCAGACGCAUCACCUUAUUGUAUUAGUGAUGAUGAUGGAUCACGAUACCCAAGAUUCAAUGAUUUUGGAAGCAGUGUGCCGUCAUAUGUUGAGCCACCUGCAUCUUAUGUCAGCAGCAAUCCAUCUGACAGUUCAACAGUGUGUGCUGAUGGAUAUGACACAGAUGAAGAACUUAACCGUAAGAUGGAAGCUAUGGGUGCUGGCCCGUGUGAGACAACAGAUGACUCAACAUGUCACCCUGUGUACCAGUUUCGAAAGCGAGAAGGAUCAAAUGCGUCAACUUCAACAGGUGGCUCAGCAUACACAAGCACCUCCACGAAAUCAGGUAGUGUUUCUGUUGAUACUGGCAUGCAAACAGAUGCAAUCUCAGUGCACAGCGUGGAUGUUCAUCCCAGACCUCCAAUUUUGACAUCUCCUAUGGCAGCUGAUCCAGCUCCAACGUUUAUUCAGCCGCCCAUCGUAGCAAGUGAUAAAUUGGCAUUGCUUAUUGGGAACAGGAAUUACAAGAAACUGGAAGAAGAGGAGUUGAAAUUCCCUCACAAAGAUGUCUUUGAUCUCAGUCGUGAAUUGAGUGAUCUAGGAUUCAAGGUUUUAUCGCUGGUCGAUCUCACCUUAACGGAAAUGCGAACGGUGAUGCUCGCUUUUUGCAAGCUUUUAGGCCCUGGAGUGUUCGCGGUGUUCUAUUUUGCUGGUCAUGGUUACGAGGAAAAUGGAGAGAAUUACCUCAUGCCUAUCGAUGCGUCGCCUGCAAGAUCAUCGCAUGAAUUUAUUGCUGCACAAGAAAUUCUUGUGGAGAUGCAGCUCCGACAAACAGCUUUAAACCUGCAGAUAAUUGACGCGUGUAGAGUCAAAGGUAUAACUGGUGAAGGCAAAACCGGUGGUGGUGGCUUACGAAAAGGGGCUCUUGGCAAUACUAUAAUCGCCUACUCGUGCCAAUCUCAGAUGCCAGCGUUUGAGAGCCAGAUGCAAACAAACGGCGUCUACAUGACGGAACUGUUGAAGAAGAUCAAAGAGGAUCGAAGGAUAGAACAUAUCCUUAUGGAUGUUAAUUGUGCUGUACAUGGCAACCCACAUGUAAUACAGCGACCAGUGUUUGAAUCCGACACCAUAGGUGACUGCCGGUUGACGUGUAAAAUUGAUACACGUGCUAAUUUUAACUUAUGGCAUGACAGGUCCGACAAGUGGUGCGCAGCUACAAUGCCUCCGGAUCCGCAAGUCUUCGAAAGAGAAGAGGAAAAUCUAGUUUUUAAGUUGGAAUAUAUUUCAAAAUUCAGCAACAUGUUGCAAGUCAAUGUCCACGUGUGCAACAGAAAUAUAGUGCCUAUACAAAUACACGAAAUUCAACUAUUAAACGGAGCUGACCUGGAUAUUCAUUCGAACCAGUUGGAGUUGGUCGUUCAGCCAGGAAAUUCGUGGACGGAGAUUCAACAAUAUCGUAUUCGUGACUUACAAAAACUUAAGUGUGAACUUCUGUUGGUGCUUCAGUUAAAAACACAGCUCUAUGGUCAUCCAGAUUUCGCGUUAAUCGAGUUUAAACUCAACGCUGACUUCCCACUCGUGUCGUCAUACCUAAAUGACUUUCGCAAAUGGAUAACAAACGAACAACUAUCAGGUCACGGAAAGAAUACGUGGGUUUAAGAUGGUUUUAAAUUGUGAAUUUAUAGGGUUUUUUAGUUUGUAAUAUAGAUUUUUUCAUUUAAAAGGAUACGCUGGAUUCCAAGAAAACACAAAUAACAAACGCAGCGUUAUUGUAAGCCCGAUAUGGGAUUUCAAACUUCCGUGCACAGUGUGGCCUUUACAUGAAGCUUUUACUGCUGAGGUGGUGCAAACUGCGCAUGCGCUAUAACUUUGCACAUGCGCCAUAGUUUUGCACACACAUUUAUUUCCGAUAAAUCCCGUAAAGACAGAACUGGAUAUUUUUAACUUAAAUUUAGUCCUGAGACGAAACUUCAUGCAAAGGCUGCAAAAUUAAAGAUUUGGAAUAAAAUAAACGCAUUUUGUCUUAAAGCCUUUUUCGUACGGAAAAUAAUAUUUUAUCUGUGAAGCGUGACGCAUGUGAUACCGUAAUUAUUCUAAUUCAAAUGGUCCUCUAAUAAAAAUCAAUUUCUGCCAUUCUAGUGAGAGAAAAAAUUACUCCAUUAAUAACAUAAAAAACAAGAAAAAGGAAUGAAAUAAAGCUAUAAGAUUUAGUUUCAUGUAUAUUUUGCUGUACUAUUUUUUUCAAAUUAGUAUAAGUACGGUAUUUCGCUAAAAAAGCUGACUGCUAGUAAAAAAGCUGUUUUAGGCACGAUUAGAUUUUGAUAAAGUUUGUGACUUUAAUAUACUCUGUUGACAGAGAAAAUUUACCAGAGUUAUUGCUGUUAUUUUUACAAAAAAUGUGAACUGUAUUGUGUAGUUAUUUUAGUGUGUGUGUGUGCACCAGUUAUGGUCAAACUGAUGUGAUUUUUUUCUUUUUUUUUAUUUGUUUGUGUAUCCGAGUUUUGUUUUGUUUGUUCUCUUUGGGAAGUUUGCAUUUAAAACACUGCCCUGUUAAAUAAAUUCAAUAAAACAAUAAAAUGACCAGAUAAAACAACAACAGAUCAGAAAGGUCGAGUUUGGCUGUAGAAUGUUAUGUACAAUGUGAAUGGUGUACAUUAAUUUAGACAGACAUUUAUUUUGCUGACUAAGCAUUUAUGCAAUUUAUAAAAGAGUUUUAUAUAUUUAUAUAAUUAACGUUUUAAAAUAAUUUAUUCCAAAAUUGGAUUAAA
Molecule: messenger RNA, 3668 nt
Organism: Hydractinia symbiolongicarpus
Lineage: Eukaryota; Metazoa; Cnidaria; Hydrozoa; Anthoathecata; Hydractiniidae
Product: mucosa-associated lymphoid tissue lymphoma translocation protein 1 homolog
Exons: 19
Coding region: 523-2559 (678 amino acids)
Biological process (GO): proteolysis; signal transduction
Molecular function (GO): cysteine-type endopeptidase activity; protein binding
Source: RefSeq, a predicted model, not a curated record